AUACAUAUAUUGAGUGGAUUUGAAGUAAAAUAUUCGCGUCUAGUCGAUCCAGAGGACUUUGACUACGAAGACGACGAGGACGCUUCAGAAAUACGGGCGUGUGUUUAUACCGUCGACACCCGGGAGGGUGCGCGCGUGUUAAUGUGAAAAAUAAAAACCGGUGGCAUUUUAAAAAAACUUAUUUUAAAUUCGAUAUUCAAAAGUUUAUUCAAAUUUUAAAUAAUAAAAGUGAUGUGCGCAAUUCAUGUAUAGAUUGAAUAUACAUAUAUAUAUAAAUAUAAAUAUAUGAGAAUUUCGAUCUAUAAUAUAUAGAAAAAAUUUUGAAAAAAAAAUUGUGAAAAUAAAAAUAAUAAAAAUAAGUUUGGUGUAGGAGGUAAGGGCGCGUGUGAAAAAAAUGUCGGAACAUCACCGCGUCGCCGCGGCAGCGGCUGCUGCGGCUGCUGCUGGUGGCUGGGGUACAUCGAGCCCUGGGAAUCGUGAUGACAAUGGUGGUACUGGUAAUGCUGGUGGUGGUGCUAAUAAUUGGUGGUCUGGUAUAAAUGCUGAACAACAGCAACAACUGCAACAACAAGCUGCCGCUGCUGCUGCUGUUGUACAACAGCAACAAACAUUACAUCAACAUUUAAUGAACCAACAAGCAGCAGCUGCUGCUGCUGCACAACAAUUAAACCAACAUCAUCAAGACAUCGUACGCAGUACUGCUGCAGCAACCCAACAAUUAUUUUCAUAUAAAAUGGCAUCAAGUUUUCAAAAUCCAGCAAAUUCUGGUGGACAAUCAAAUACUACUGUAUCGACGACAUCAUCAAAUAGUGGUGGUGCCGGUGGUAAUAGUGGUAAUCAAAAUCAAAAUAAUUCUAGUGGUGGUGCUAAUUGUAUGAGAGGAGGUGGCUACGAUUAUCGUAUGCCCCAGCAGUCCGGUGGUGCUGGCAGUAAUACAUCUGCUGGUUCAAAUCAACCUAAUAAUAGUAAUAAUCAACAAGCAAAUACUGGUGGUAAUACUGCUAAUUCAAAUACACAAACAAAUAAUCCACCAGCUGGUACUGUGCAAUGGUGGUAUACCACCAGUGGUGCUGUUAUGGACGCUAAUAAUGUUCAUCAACAAAUGCAAGGACAACAUUUAUCGGCAAAUCAAAUUCCCGCGCAUCAGAUCCAACAGCUGCCAGGUCAAAAUAAUUUACAACAAAAUAACGCCCAAGUAAAUAAAAUGCCGCGUGGUAAAACGGAUUCAAAGCCGAGAGGGCGAAUGACAGCGUAUGCAUUUUUUGUUCAAACAUGCCGUCAGGAGCACAAGAAAAAACAUCCUGAAGAGACCAUUAUUUUUCAAGAAUUUUCGAAAAAAUGCGCUGAUAGGUGGAGGAUAAUGUCUGACAAAGAAAAAAAACGUUUCCAAGAAAUGGCUGAAAAAGACAAAAAAAGAUACGACGCUGAAAUGCAAAAUUACACACCACCCAAAGGUGAAAAUAUUAAAGGAAGAGGAAAGAAACGCAAGCACCUUAAAGAUCCCAAUGCGCCCAAAAGAUCAUUAUCGGCAUUCUUUUGGUUCUGUCAUGAUGAACGUGGUAAUGUAAAAAUGCGUAAUCCAGAGUACGGUGUCGGUGAAAUUUCCAAGGAAUUGGGUAAAAAAUGGUCUGACGCAGAUCCAGAAACCAAAUCUAAGUACGAGGCUAUGGCUGAGAAAGACAAAGCUCGAUAUGAAAGGGAAUCGACUGCAUACAAGAAGAAAAUGGCAAACGGACCGGGAGAAAUUUUAUGAUCGGAAUUUCGAUUAAUAAGUCACUGAGAAGUAGAGAAAAAAUGAAAGAAUGAAAAUGCGCUAUUCUCAUCGGGGAUAAUUAUAAUAUUAAUAAUUAAACUAUAAAUAAUAAUAAUAAUAGUAAUAAUAAUACUUUGAGACAUUAAAUAAUUAAUAAUUACGAACGAAAAAAGGAUUGAAAAAAACAAAAAAAAAAAAAAACUUACAAUUUUAAUCAUACAUUAAAUAAUUAUUAACUAAUAAAUAAUUAAUAACACGUAGGAUUGAAAAUAAAGAAAAAAAAAACAAUUAUUUAAUAAGAAAGGAAGAAAAGAAGAAAAAAUAAUUUAUGAAAAAUCUUCAGGAAAAUUGAUAAUUUUUUUAUUUUUGUUACAAAAGAAUAGAUAUUUACGUCAUAAGGCCGUGAAGUGGCAGUUUUCUGACGGCGACGAUAUUUCGUUAUGAGCUUAAGGUUUGUUUCGGGAAAGUUCGAAACGGGCGUAAUUUUAAUGUCCGAGGCGUAGCCGAGAACGGAAAUUUACGCUCGUUUUCGAACAUUCGCGUCACUAACAUCAAAGCGAAUAUAAAAAAAAAGUCGCUGUCAAAAUCGCCACUAAACGGCCGAAUGACGUACAAUAUUUUUUGUUAUUAUCGCUCCAUAAGUUCAACUUUUGAGGGAUAGGAGGCAAAUAAUGACUUUAUUUAUUAUUAUUAUUAUUAUUUUUUUUUUUUUUUCCAUUCAAUCACUUGUAGGUGAAUAUGAGUGUAAAUGUAGCAGACUUUAGACAAAUUUUAAAUUAUUAAUAGAGUAAAUAAUUAAUAAAUAUAAUUUUAACAAAUGCGCAUGAAAAAAAUUCAAAUGUUAAUACGUGCAUUUAUUAUAAAUAUUAUUUUUUAAAUUAUUUACUCUAUUUAUUUAUAAUUUUCACUUUGAUGUCUGCUACAUUCACACUCAUAGGUGAAUAUAGAUAUUUCUUAAACAAAUAGUUGACUAAUUUGUAUUACUUGCUUUAAAAAUAUACGCUGAUAAUUUACUUGUAUCGUGUAUUUAUAGUUAAUAAAAUGGCGUGGUUAUUAUUUUAUUAACAUUAGGUCCGCUUCGUAAUAAACUGCCAACAGAGAAAUAAUUAGCGCCAUUCAAUAGUAAUUAAGUUUAAACUUAACUCAAAUUCAUUGGUCGGUACCCUAGAAUGAGACUUUUUUUUUUUUUUUUUUACGAUCUCUCAAUUUCGUCUGGGUGUUCACGAAAAGUUAGUAAAAAGAAGGAGGGGGUAAAACUUCACGGCCUAGGCCGUAAAAAAAAGACGGUAUAGUAGAGUCUACAAAAGAGUCUCUUUACGGACGCCACCCAGUGCUCAAAAGUUGAACCUUUGGAGCGAGUAUAACAAAAAAAAAUUUUUUUUUUCACAUAUUUUCUUUUGUAUUGAUUUUUUCUUCAUUUUUUUCCACGUAACUUUUUUUAUAAAUAUGUUAUAUAUUUAUACAUAUAUAAAUAUAUAUAUAUAUAUGUGCUGUGUGAAAAAAAUUUUUGUGUAACGAAAUUUGUAUGAAAAAAAUUUUUUUUCAUUUAUUGCAUACAUAGUAUAUAUAUAAAUGUAUAUUUAUAUAUAUAUCAAUAUAUAUAUUUUUACCAUAAAAUUUUUUAAAAACAAAUUACAUUAAGUUUAGUAUUUGAAUAAUAAAUAAAUUUAAUUAAAAAAAAAUUAAUUAAUUAAGAAUUAUAAUUAUAAUUAGUUAUUAAACUUAGUAAUAAUAAUUAGCUGAUAAUAAUAAUUAUUAAAAUACAUGAUUAAUUAAAAUAUUGAUAAUUAUAAUAAAGAGCGUGUGUGUAACAAAAACAAAAAGUAAAAAAAAAUAUAUAUUAAAAAAAAAAAAGAAAAAAAAACUGACAAUUAAAGAAACAAUUAUUUGAUGUAGUCGUUGCGUUAAUUAAGUAAUUUUCGAACUAUUAAA
Molecule: messenger RNA, 3685 nt
Organism: Microplitis demolitor
Lineage: Eukaryota; Metazoa; Arthropoda; Insecta; Hymenoptera; Braconidae
Gene: Dsp1
Product: high mobility group protein DSP1
Exons: 5
Coding region: 395-1753 (452 amino acids)
Biological process (GO): regulation of transcription by RNA polymerase II
Molecular function (GO): DNA binding, bending
Source: RefSeq, a predicted model, not a curated record